GUUGUUUUUUAAAAGUCCAGUGUACAAGGGGUCAAAAUGAGUCUCUCUGGGGAGAAUGAGGAGGCUGGCCCUCCCUCUAGUAUCUGUGAAGAGACUGAAGAGGAAGCCACUGCUUCUAGAAUGAGUCUCUCUGGGGAGAAUGAGGAGGCUGGCCCUCCCUCUAGUAUCUGUGAAGAGACUGAAGAGGAAGCCACUGCUUCUAGAAUGAGUCUCUCUGGGGAGAAUGAGGAGGCUGGCCCUCCCUCUAGUAUCUGUGAAGAGACUGAAGAGGAAGCCACUGCUUCUAGAAUGAGUCUCUCUGGGGAGAAUGAGGAGGCUGGCCCUCCCUCUAGUAUCUGUGAAGAGACUGAAGAGGAAGCCACUGCUUCUAGAAUGAGUCUCUCUGGGGAGAAUGAGGAGGCUGGCCCUCCCUCUAGUAUCUGUGAAGAGACUGAAGAGGAAGCCACUGCUUCUAGAAUGAGUCCCUCGGGGAGUGAGGGAGAAAUGUCCCUUAAAAGGAGUUUUCCUACAGAACAGGACACUGACAGGGAACUUAAGAGGAUCAAGACAGACAGACCAGUCUCACCUGCACCUAGUGGUGUCUCCAUGAAGAGUGACUAGUCAAUGGGACUUCCUAUUCUCUUUAGGAAAGCAGAACUUUCCACUGAGCAAAGAUCAGCGCAUCCUGAUCAGAGGUCUGCCAUGGAUUCCCGCGAGGAGAGGCACAUUGUAGGACCCCUUGUACACAGUUAAUUUGAAAUGCAAAUCUGACUCAACGGGUGUUGUCAUCAUCAACCAACAUAGUUAUUUCUCCUCCAGUGCUACCAACAGUAUUUUUUCCAGAAGUCACAGAAUUUUCAGAGAGGAUCAGAAUCCCACUUGUGAUUGGUAGAUUAUUUUUGUCUUCUAACGUUGCUUUAUUAAACUUGGAAUAUACUCCAUGAGUUAAUGCUCAAGAGGAAAAAUGAAGCACCUCUCGACAGAUGCUAAGUGUAACUGCCACUACUGGUAAUAAUCCCUGGUUUUCAGUGAUCACAACUCUAACCAAAUCAACCCAAUCAACCACACACACUUAUAGCACAUAAAGUAAGCAUUUUGUCUUUAUGACAGACUUUUAAGUCACAGGUAAAGUUUUGUUGCUCUCGGAAGAAAAACCUACAUUUGUCAGUUAAGUUUUUUGUUACAUUGAAUGUUAUUGGUAACUAUCCACAACUCUAGGAUCUCAAUGUUAAAAUAGGGACCUUUCUUUUCCAUUUCCUGGUUUCAGUUUUGGUGUUUUUCUUCCGACAGCAAGGAGGAUGCAAGCUGGGUUGCACCUUUGCACUACUAGCAAAACUUAAUUAUUUACCAACAGUGAAUUACAGACAUAAAGUAAAUAAGGCUACAAAGCACCAAGACUUUAUUUUGCACAACCCCCUAUCAGCGUAGAUCAGCUUCAACUGUCUAAGAAGUUGUAUUUCUGUUAAGCUUGAAAUUAAUGUUCUAUUGCACUACAAGUGUUGCAAAUAGUGCUGUUUUUUAAAAGUCCAGUGUGGGGUACACUGUGCCAAAAUGAGUCUCUCUGGGGAGUAUGAAGAGGGAAGCACUCCCUCUAGUAUCUGUGAAGAUACUGAAGAAGAAGCCACUGCUUCUGGAAGGAGUUUCUCAGGGACUGAGGGAGCGAUGUCCCCUAAACUAAGUUUUCCUGCCGAACAGGACACUGACAGGGAGCUUAAGAGGUUCAUGACAGACCGACCAGUCUCACCUGCACCAAGCUGUGUCUCCAUGAAGAGUGACCUGUCGAUGGGAAUUCCUAUUUUCUUCAGUGAUGGAGAAUUAUUCACUAGGCAAAGCAGUAUCUCUGAGGAGAAUGACCAGUCAAUGGAUCACCAACCCAGAGUCCCUACUGAUGACAAAGUGUACCCAACAGAAGUCCAGGAGAAAAUGAAACCCUACUUGAAGAAUAGGAUAUAUUCUUUAUUUGAGGGCAUUGAUGAUCAAGGAAAAACGACACCUCUUAACGACAUCUACACAGAGCUCUACAUCACACAAGGUGGAAUUGGAGAGGUCAAUAAUCAGAAUGAGGUGAGACAGAUUGAGACAGUAUGCAGUUGUCAAGUAGAACACGAGACAUCAAUCCAACUCAAUGACAUCUUCAAACCCUUACCUGGACAAGACAAGCUUAUCAGAACAGUGCUGACAAAGGGAGUUGCUGGCAUUGGAAAAACAGUGUCUGUGCUGAAGUUCAUGUUGGACUGGGCUGAAGAAAAAGCAAAUCAAGACAUCCAGAUCAUCUUUCCACUUCCUUUUCGGGAUCUGAACUUGAUGAGAGAUAAAAAUCUAAGUCUGAUAGAACUACUUCAUCACUCCUUUAAAGAAACAAAAGUAUCAGAAAUCUCAGAAAACAAAAAUAUUGUGUUUGUUUUUGAUGGUCUGGAUGAAUGUCGCCUUCCUCUAGACUUCCAGAAUAAUAAGAUCUGCUGUGAUGUCACAGAGUCAACUUCAGUGGAAGUUCUGCUGACAAACCUCAUCAAAGGGAAUCUGCUUCCCUCUGCUCACAUUUGGAUAACAUCCCGACCUGCAGCAGCCAAUCAGAUCCCUCCUGAGUGUGUUGACCAGGUGACAGAGGUACGAGGAUUCAAUGACCCACAGAAGGAGGAGUACUUCAGGAAGAGAAUUGGUGAGGAGGACCUGGCCAGCAGAAUCAUCUCACACAUAAAGACAUCAAGGAGCCUCCACAUCAUGUGCCACAUUCCAGUGUUCUGUUGGAUUUCAGCCACUGUCCUAGAGAGACUAUUGGUUGAAGCAGAGAGUCAAGAGAUCCCCAAGAAUCUGACUCAAAUGUACGCUCACCUCAUGAUCUUCCUGUCAAAACUGAGGACUCAGAAAUAUCCUGUAAAGCCUUCCAACGAUUUUUACUGGGAUAAAGAGAUGAUUUUGUCACUGGGAAAAUUGGCUUUUCAACAGCUAGAAAAAGGCCAUCUGAUAUUCUAUGAGGAAGACCUGAGAGAGUGUGGCAUUGACAUCAAGGAUGCGUCUGUGUACUCUGGAGUGUGCACUCAGAUCUUCAGAGAAGAGUCUGGGCUUAACCAGAUGAAGGUGUACUGCUUUGUACAUCUGAGUAUCCAGGAGUUUCUGGCUGCACUCUAUGUGUUCCUCAUGUUCACUAACGACAACAACAAUCUGAUGGCUAAAGAGAAAUCCCUCCACAACAAAAACAGUUUAUAUGAAGAUGCAGUGGACAAGGCCUUGCAGUUUGAAAAUGGCCAUCUGGACCUUUUCCUCCGCUUCCUUCUAGGCCUUUCACUGCAGUCCAAUCAGCAUCUCCUACAAGGCCUACUGACACCAACAGGAAGCAGCUCACAGAACAACAAGGAAACAGUCAAAUACAUCAAGGAGAAGAUCAGGGAGAACCUCCCCCUGGAGAGGUGUAUCAAUCUGUUCCACUGUCUGAAUGAACUGAAUGAUCAUUCUCUAGUGGAAGAGAUCCAAAGCUACCUGAGAUCAGGAAGUCUCUCAAAAUCUAAACUCUCAUCUGGACAGUGGUCAGCUCUGGUCUUCAUGUUGCUGACCUCCGAGAAGCUGGAUGUGUUUGACCUGAAGAAAUACAUCAGAUCAGAUGCGGCUCUUCUCAAACUUCUCCCAGUUGUCAGAUCCUCUAGAACAGCCCUGCUGAACGAAUGUAAACUCACCAAGAAAAGCUUUGAGGCACUGGCUUCUGUUCUCAAAUCAAACUCAUGCUGUCUGAGAGUGCUGGACAUGAGUGGCAAUAAACUCCAGGAUUCAGGAGUGAAGCUGCUCUCUGCUGGACUGGAGGAUCCACACUGUAAACUGGAGACAUUGAAGUUGAAUGAUUGCAACCUAACUGAGAAAUCCUGUGAGGUGAUGGCUUCAACUCUCAGCUCAAACACCUCAAUUUUGAGAGAGCUAGACCUGGGAGGAAAUGAACUCCAGGAUUCAGGAGUGAGAUUCAUCUGUGCUGGACUUGAGAAUCCACAAUGUAAAUUGGAGACACUGAGGCUGUCAGGCUGCAGCAUCACAGAGGAAGGCUGUGCUUCUCUUGCUUCAGCUCUGAGGUCAAACCCCUCCCACCUGAAGGAGCUGGACCUGAGUGGAAAUACUCCAGGAGUCUCUGGAGUAAAGCUGCUCUCUUCUGUACAAGAGGAUCCCCGCUAUACUGGAGACACUGCGGCUGUCAGGCUGCAGCAUCACAGGGAAAGGCUGUGCUUCUCUGGCUUCAGCUCUGAGGUCAAACCCCUCCCACCUGAAGGAGCUGGACCUGAGUGGAAAUACUCCAGGAGUCUCUGGAGUAAAGCUGCUCUCUUCUGUACAAGAGGAUCCCCUCUAUACACUGGAGACACUGCGCUGAAAUAUGCCACCACAGAUCAGACAGUGACAGGGGUCUCAGCAGUGUCAGGCAGCCAGGGAAGACUAGUUGGUGACAAAGUCCUGGCCCUGGGGGUCUGCUCAGUCCUGGCCCCGGGGGUCUGCUCAGUCCUGGCCCUGGGGGUCUGCUCAGUCCUGGCCCUGCGGGUCUGCUCAGUCCUGGCCCUGGGGGCCUGCUCAGUCCUGGCCCUGGGGGUCUGCCGUCCUGAGAAAAGCACUCCCUCUAGAAUGAGUCUCUCUGGGGAGAAAGAAGAGAGGGGAGGCACUCCUUCUAGUAUCUGUAAAAAGACUGAAGAAGAAGUCAUUGCUUCUGGAGUGAGUUUGUCAGGGAGUGAGGGAGCGUUGUCCCCUAAAAGGAGUUUUCCUACAGAACAGGACACUAAUAGUGAACUUAAGAGGAUCAAGACACACAGACCAGUCUCACCUGUACCUAGCUGUGUCUCCAUGAAGAGUGACAGGUCUAUGCUACCUCCUAUUCACUUCAGGGAGGGAGACUUUUCCACUGAACAAAGGAUCAAGACAGACCGACUAGUCUCACCUGUACCUGGCUGUGUCUCAAUGAAGAGUGACAAGUCAUUGGGACUAAAUAUUCUCUUCAGUGAUGGAGAAUUAUCCACUGGGCAAAGCAGUAUCUCUGAGGAGAAUGACCAGUCAAUGGAUCACCAACCCAGAGUCCCUACUGAUGACAGAGUGUACAACACUGUUUCCACUAAGACAGAAAUGAAAUCCUACUUGAAGAAUAGGGCAUAUUCUUUAUUUGAAGGCAUUGAGGAUCAAGCCAAAAAAACACCUCUUAACAACAUCUACACAGAGCUCUACAUCACACAAGGUGGAAGUGGAGAGGUUAAUUAUGAACAUGAGGUAAGACAGAUUGAGACAGCAUGCAGGUUUCCAGUAGAACAAGAGACAUCAAUCCAACUCAAUGACAUCUUCAAACCCUUACCUGGACAAGACAAGCCUAUCAGAACAGUGCUGACAAAGGGAGUUGCUGGCAUUGGAAAAACAGUGUCUGUGCUGAAGUUCAUGUUGGACUGGACUGAAGGAAAAGCAAAUCAAGACAUCCAGAUCAUCUUCCCACUUCCUUUUCGGGAUCUGAACUUGAUGAGAGAUAAAAAUCUAAGUCUGAUAGAACUACUUCAUCACUCCUUUAAAGAAACAAAAGUAUCAGAAAUCUCAGAAAACAAAAAUAUUGUGAUUGUUUUUGAUGGUCUGGAUGAAUGUCGCCUUCCUCUGGACUUCCAGAAUAAUAAGAUCUGCUGUGAUGUCACAGAGUCAACUUCAGUGGAAGUUCUGCUGACAAACCUCAUCAAAGGGAAUCUGCUUCCCUCUGCUCACAUUUGGAUAACAUCUCGACCGACAGCAGCCAAUCAGAUCCCUCCUGAGUGUGUUGACCAGGUGACAGAGGUACGAGGGUUCAAUGACCUACAGAAGGAGGAAUACUUCAGGAAGAGAAUCGGUGAGGAGGACCUGGCCAGCAGAAUCAUCUCACACAUAAAGACAUCAAGGAGCCUCCACAUCAUGUGCUACAUUCCAGUGUUCUGUUGGAUUUCAGCCACUGUCCUAGAGAGACUAUUAACUGAAACAGAGAGUCGAGAGAUCCCCAAGAAUCUGACUCAAAUGUACGCUCACCUCAUGAUCUUCCAGUCAAAACUGAGGAGUCAGAAAUAUCCUGUAAAGCCUUCCAACGAUUUUUACUGGGAUAAAGAGAUGAUUUUGUCACUGGGAAAAUUGGCUUUUCAACAGCUAGAAAAAGGUCAUCUGAUAUUCUAUGAGGACGACCUGAGAGAGUGUGGCAUUGACAUCAAGGAUGCGUCUGUGUACUCUGGAGUGUGCACUCAGAUCUUCAGAAAAGAGUCUGGGCUUAACCAAAUGAAGGUGUACUGCUUUGUACAUCUGAGUAUCCAGGAGUUUCUGGCUGCACUAUAUGUGUUCCUCGUGUUCACUAACGACAACAACAAUCUGAUGGCUAAAGAGAGAUCCCUCCGCAAAAACAAACUAUACCAAGAUGCAGUGAACAAGGCCUUGCAGUUUGAAAAUGGCCAGCUGGACCUUUUCCUCCGCUUCCUUCUAGGCCUUUCACUGCAGUCCAAUCAGCAUCUCCUAAAAGGCCUACUGACACAGACAGGAAGCAGAUCACAGAGCAACAAGAAAACAGUCAAGUACAUCAAGGAGAAGAUCAGGAAGAACCUCCCUCUGGAGAGGUGUAUCAAUCUGUUCCACUGUCUGAAUGAACUGAAUGAUCAUUCUCUAGUGGAAGAGAUCCAAAGCUACCUGAGAUCAGGAAGUCUCUCAAAAUCUAAACUCUCAUCUGGACAGUGGUCAGCUCUGGUCUUCAUGUUGCUGACCUCCGAGAAGCUGGAUGUGUUUGACCUGAAGAAAUACAUCAGAUCAGAUGCGGCUCUUCUCAAACUUCUCCCAGUUGUCAGAUCCUCUAGAACAGCCCUUCUGAACGAAUGUAAACUUACCAAGAAAAGCUGUGAUGCAAUAGCUUCUGUUCUCAAAUCAAACUCAUGCUGUCUGAGAGUGCUGGACAUGAGUGGCAAUAAACUCCAGGAUUCAGGAGUGAAGCUGCUCUCUGCUGGACUGGAGGAUCCACACUGUAAACUGGAGACAUUGAAGUUGAAUGAUUGCAACCUAACUGAGAAAUCCUGUGAGGUGAUGGCUUCAACUCUCAGUUCAAACACCUCAAGUUUGAGAGAGCUAGACCUGGGAGGAAAUGAACUCCAGGAUUCAGGAGUGAGAUUCAUCUGUGCUGGACUUGAGAAUCCACAAAGUAAAUUGGAGACACUGAGGUAAAACUUUCCCUCAUCAU
Messenger RNA from Oncorhynchus nerka (sockeye salmon), 7156 nucleotides. RefSeq lists its product as uncharacterized. The record is from RefSeq and is a predicted model, not a curated record. The coding region runs from base 1531 to 7140 and encodes 1869 amino acids. The transcript has 19 exons. Gene Ontology annotation, molecular function: protein binding. Lineage: Eukaryota; Metazoa; Chordata; Actinopteri; Salmoniformes; Salmonidae. Gene Ontology annotation, biological process: intracellular signal transduction.